AUGCGCGUCCAGGCUCUUGUGCCUUUUGGUCCUUGGAGUUGGUGCCUGUUCCUAGCGACCCUCCACUGUUGCGGAGCAUCUUCCAAGUUGAACAGAUCCACAGAUUCCUCUGCCCAGCGUGAGCUUAAUGUUCGGUUUGCUGCUGCCAGCUCCCAGCCAGCCGAGACAAUAUCUGUCUUCACAUUGGAUUAUGACUACGUGCAAAUUCCCUACGAGGUCACCCUCUGGAUACUCCUAGCAUCACUUGCAAAAAUAGGCUUCCACCUCCACCGCAGGCUACCCGGCCUCAUGCCGGAGAGUUGCCUGCUCAUCCUCGUGGGGGCGCUGGUAGGCGCGGUCAUCUUCGGAACCGACCACAAGUCCCCGCCGGUGAUGGACUCCAGCAUCUAUUUCUUGUACCUCCUCCCGCCCAUCGUCCUGGAGAGCGGCUACUUCAUGCCCACGCGGCCCUUCUUCGAGAACCUCGGCUCCAUCCUGUGGUGGGCGGGCCUGGGCGCGCUGCUCAACGCCUUCGGCAUCGGCCUCUCACUCUACCUGAUCUGCCAGGUCCCGGCCUUUGGGCUGGGCGACAUCAACCUGCUUCAGAACCUGCUGUUCGGGAGCCUCAUCUCGGCCGUGGACCCGGUGGCCGUCCUGGCUGUGUUCGAGGAGGCGCGUGUGAACGAGCAGCUAUACAUGAUGAUCUUCGGGGAGGCCCUGCUCAAUGACGGCAUCAGCGUGGUCUUGUAUAACAUCUUAAUUGCCUUCACGAAGAUGCACAAAUUUGAAGACAUAGAACCCGUGGAUAUUUUGGCUGGAUGUGCCCGAUUCAUCAUCGUUGGGUGCGGGGGUGUGUUUUUUGGUGUCAUAUUUGGAUUCAUUUCUGCGUUUAUCACCCGUUUCACCCAGAACAUCUCUGCGAUUGAACCCCUCAUCGUCUUCAUGUUCAGCUACUUGUCCUACCUCGUGGCCGAGACGCUCUACCUCUCUGGCAUCCUGGCAAUCACAGCCUGUGCAGUGACAAUGAAAAAGUAUGUGGAAGAAAAUGUGUCCCAGACCUCAUACACGACCAUCAAGUACUUCAUGAAGAUGCUGAGCAGCGUCAGUGAGACCCUGAUCUUCAUCUUCAUGGGCGUGUCCACCAUUGGAAAGAACCACGAGUGGAACUGGGCCUUUAUCUGCUUCACCCUGGUCUUCUGCCAGAUCUGGAGGGCCAUCAGCGUGUUUGCUCUCUUCUAUGUCAGUAACCGGUUUCGGACUUUCCCCUUCUCCAUCAAGGACCAGUGCGUAAUUUUCUACAGUGGUGUCCGAGGAGCUGGCAGUUUUUCCCUUGCGUUUUUGCUUCCUCUGUCUCUUUUUCCUAGGAAGAAACUGUUUGUCACUGCAACUCUAGUCGUUAUAUAUUUUACCGUAUUUAUUCAGGGAAUCACAGUUGGCCCUCUGGUCAGGUAUCUGGAUGUUAGAAAGACCAAUAAAAAAGAAUCCAUCAACGAAGAACUCCAUACUCGUCUGAUGGACCACCUGAAAGCUGGAGUGGAAGAUGUGUGUGGGCAAUGGAGCCACUACCAAGUCAGAGACAAGUUUAAGAAGUUUGAUCAUAAGUAUUUACGGAAAAUCCUCAUCCGAAAGAAUCUGCCAAAAUCGAGCCUUGUUUCUUUGUACAAGAAGCUGGAAAUGAAGCAAGCGAUUGAGAUGGUGGAGUCGGGGGUUCUAAGUUCUACAGCCUUUUCCAUCCCCUAUCAGGCCCAGAGGACACAAGAAACCAGAAGACUUUCCCCUGAAGACGUGGAGUCCAUGAGGGACAUUCUGACACGCAACAUGUACCAAGUUCGACAAAGGACCUUGUCCUACAACAAAUACAACCUCCAGCCCCAGACGAGUGAGAAGCAGGCGAAGGAGAUUCUGAUCCGCCGUCGGAACACCUUCAGGGAGAGCGUGAAGAAAGGGCACAGCCUGCCCUGGGGAAAGCCGGACUAUGCCACCCUCUUAGCUCCUGCAUCUCGGAUCUUAAGUCCUGUUCUUUCUUCCUUUCAUCAUACUUUCCCAGAUCAUGAUGGCAGUGACUCAGAACUCCCUCCCAUCACGUUCAACACACACUCUCCAGCGGAGUCGAUUCAGGAAAGACGAUGGACAGCUGAAGUCAUCCCGAUGAAGAGCUUACACAGAGCAGGGACGCCACCGCGCUUUGGUUAUCAAAGAAGCGCGAGCCGAGAAGAGCGCCUGGGCAGGGGCAGAAGGGCGAUUUUGAGGCCCAAACCGCUCUUUCACGCUGUGGAUGAGGAGUUCGAAUCUGAGGAGGAGGCCCCAGCAUUUGGGUCCCUACUGUCAUCGGAGCUCAGACCUGGCGGGGACUGCAACUUGUCCCACAGCCCUUUGCUCCAAAGGAAGUAGUAUCGUGGUAUCACGUCCACGGGAUUGUUUCUGGGUUUUUCCAGAGUCCACCGCCUUCUGAUUAUGCUGAAAGCAGGAUGUUCAGAGGUCUGGAGAGAGUUAUUGAGUUUGGGUCUUUGAAAGCUAUUAGACACCAAGACUCUGUAUUCUAUAAGACAUGAUUGUGUAAGACUCUCUUAGACAUGAUUCUGUAAGACUCUAUCAUGGAGAUUUUUCAGAGGACCAGGAACACACUUGCUGGUUCUGCCAUGUUCUCAGGUGUGCUUCAUAGCGGCAUUCUCUGUGAAGGACAGACAUCCAUCCCCGCAGGAAUUAUUCACUGAGUGUGCCCUUCAUGUCAUUUACUGAGAUACGAGACUGGUCAGUAAUCCCCCUUGUCUCUACUCAUGUCUGUGUGUGCGUACUUUCUCAAUCAUGUCUGACUCUUUGCGACCCUUUGGGCUGUAGCCUGCCAGGCUCCCCUGUCCAUGGACUCCUCCUGGCAAGAAUACUGGAGUGGGUUGUCAUUUCCUUCUCCAGGGAAUCUUCCUGACCCAGGGAUUGAACUCACAUCUCCUGCACUGGCAGAGGGGUCCUUAACCACUGAGCCACCAGGGAAGCCCCUUGUACAGCGUCGACGGCCUAUAAGACAUCUCAGAGCUGGAAGGACAUUAGAGAAGGUGGUGUCAGAAAUUCUUAUUUUCCAGGGGACAAAAGUGAGGCCUUGAGAAGCUGGCUGGUGCCUCUUCAGGGUCUACAUCCCUCGGAGGACGUGGGUUCUCUCUAGGACAAACAUGCAGACACCAGGGGCGGAAAAGGGCUAUCUUACUGUCCUGGAUUUCUGUUCUGUAGAUGGUGUCGGCUCAGGGUUCUGCAGCCGUGGUGGAGGUGACAUCAGAGCAGCCUCCGUCUCUCUUCUUCCCAACCUGAGAUGUAAGACUGCUUCUAAUAUGUUUGCGCUGUGUAGCUCAGUCAGGUCUGAUUCUUUUGUGACCCCAGAGACUGUAGCCUGCCAGGCUCCUCUGUCCAUGGAAUUUUCUAGGCAAGAAUACUGGAGUGGGUUUCCAUUUUCUCCUCCAGGGGAUCUUCCUGACCCAGGGAUCAAACUCAUGUCUCUUGUGUCUCCUGCAUUGACAGGCAGAUUCUUUACCACUGCGCCGCCUGGGAAGCCUAGUAUGCUUGACCACUUUCUAAAUUAGGAAAAGUCAUUUUUUUAAUAUAAAUAAAAUCAGCAGAUAUGUUGAUGUUGUCUAAAGAUUUUGCAAGUAUAUUUUAUCCACAAAUAAUGCAGGUGGUUUCUUGGAGUUUUUAAUUGUUUUUUCCAAACUCAACUCUGUCAAGUACCUUAUUUCUAACUCCUCCUGAGAAAACCCAGCCGCACAGACAGAAAGCUCUUUCUUAGAACAUCAGUCGGUGUUAAUUGUUAAUUGGGCCAUAAGCCACUGGGAAUAAAAGAGACACUCGCCUCAGUGCGGGCCACUCCUCUAAUUAGCAAGUGAUAUGUUGUUUCAUCUGCCCACAGUAUUUGAUUUAAUAAAUUCUUUUCCUUUCUGAGACUCUAACCAGCUUUCAAGCCAAGGAUGCUCAGGAAGUAUGACAGGUAAGAAGCCACAAUUCCUACCCUAUUCCCAGACAUUUUACUCAGCAAAGAGACUGGAACUGUUGUAAAAUGAAUGAAGGGGGUCACUACUCUGUUUUCAGGCAGAGCAAUGUAGAUUGGGAUCAAUAUGCAUGGGUGUGCUCGUUGUGUCCGACUACGUG
Messenger RNA from Odocoileus virginianus texanus, 4110 nucleotides. NCBI's taxonomy places the organism in Eukaryota, Metazoa, Chordata, Mammalia, Artiodactyla, Cervidae. The record is from RefSeq and is a predicted model, not a curated record.